GUGCAUGCGGUUUCCAACUCCGCCAACUCUGCGACGAAAAUGCGGCACGCGCUGAUGGAGAUGCUGCUUGGUAGAGCGCGGCCUGCGGCACUGCGCCGCGGUGGUUGCGGCGGCGGCGAUGGUGGUGGUGGAGGGCCUGGCCCCACCAGCAGCAGCAGCGGCAGCAGCAGCAGCAGCAGCGGCACAGGGCCUGGCGGCAGCGGCCCUGGGCCCAGCAGUUGCGGCGUGCAUGUGCGUAGGGGAGGGGGCGAGCAAGGCCAAGUGGAGGAGGAGAGCGCGGCGCCGCCCAUGAAGCGGCGUCGGCGCGCAGGUUGAAGCCGGCCGGUGUCUAGUUAGGGUCUUUGCUGGCGAGCAUAGCACAGCACAGUAUGUGGUAGGCCGCACGCAGCAGUGAGGAGUGCUGUGUCUAGGGGAUUUCCUGCUAUUUGGUUGAACUGGCUGUGCUGUUGCUUGACACGCCCGGGACGUGGCUGGACAUAUUACGGCGGGCCGUGCCUGUACGAACUGACCCCGGCUGUGCCCGGAGAUGAUGUGGACGCUUGCGGCCUCAGACUGGAUGGAUGCGUGGCUCAGCCCAAUUCU
This is a messenger RNA of Chlamydomonas reinhardtii, 582 nucleotides long. RefSeq lists its product as uncharacterized. NCBI's taxonomy places the organism in Eukaryota, Viridiplantae, Chlorophyta, Chlorophyceae, Chlamydomonadales, Chlamydomonadaceae. The record is from RefSeq and is a predicted model, not a curated record. Bases 40 to 315 code for a protein of 91 amino acids. The transcript has a single exon.